AUGGCCGAUCGAGAGCAAACUCAAUUUGAUGACACUAAUAAAAUCAAAUCAAUAACUGAACAAAUAGCUGAAAUCAAUGUUGAUGAUGCUGCAUCAGAUUCUGAUGAAGAAGCAGCAGCAGCGUCAGAACAAGAAUGGAAAUUUUGGCGUACACAACCAGUAACGCCUCUUGGAAUAAAAGUAGCUAAGGGAAAAAAUGGACCUAUCGAAGAAAAUAAACAUAUUGAACAAUUAAAACAAGAACCAUAUGAAUUACCAGAUGGAUUUUCAUGGAGUGAAAUUAAUGUUUCUCAUGAUGAACAAUUAAAAGAAUUGUAUACAUUCCUGAAUGAAAACUAUGUAGAAGAUAAUGAUAAUAUGUUUCGCUUUGAUUAUUCAAUGCCACUUUUACAAUGGGCUUUGUGUUCGCCAGGAUGGACUCCAAAAUGGCAUGUGGUUAUACGUCAUACAGAAAGUCGUGAAAUAGCAGGAUUUUAUAGUGCUGCGCCUAUUAAAAUAAAAGUAUAUGACAAAGAAUUGCCGAUGAUUGAAUCGAAUUUUUUGUGUGUUCACAAAAAUUUCCGUCUAAGACGUUUGACGCCGAAGUUAAUCGCUGAACUAUAUCGACGGGUUAAUUUAAGUGGAAUUUUUCAAGGUGUUAAUACAGCUGGUGUUCUUUUACCUGGUGUUGUUGGCAAAUGUUUAUAUUGGCAUCGAUUAAUUAACGUCGAAAAAUUAUUGUCUGUCGGAUUUACUCAGUUGGGUAGACGGAUGACAUUACAGAUGAUGAAAGAAAUGUAUCAAUUACCCAAAACAACACGAGUAAGAGGCUUUCGUGAAAUGCGUGAAUCUGAUAUACCGAAAGCACUUACUCUACUCACUCAAUAUUUAAAAACAUUUGAUCUGUCGCCGGUGCUCACUCAAGAAGAAUUCCAAUAUCUUUGCCAAAAUCGUCCAAACAUUGUCAGGUCGUUUGUUGUUGAACAAGAAAAUGGUGAAAUAACAGAUUUUGUUUCGUACUAUCAUCUGUUAACAACAGUUCUCAAUCACCAGCAACAUAAAACAUUAAAUAUAUGCUAUCUCUAUUAUUAUGCUGCAAGCCGUACAUCACUUUCUGAUCUUAUUAAUGAUUGCCUUGUAGAAGCGCAUAAGAGUGAUUGUGAUGUAUUCAACGCACUUGAUGUCAUGGACAAUAGAAAAUUUUUCCGACAGCUCAAAUUUGGUGAGGGGGAUGGAAUUCUUAAUUAUUACAUUUACAAUUGGCAAUGUCCAAGGAUAAAUUCAGAAAAGAUCGGAUUACUACUCUUAUAA
Molecule: messenger RNA, 1290 nt
Organism: Adineta ricciae
Lineage: Eukaryota; Metazoa; Rotifera; Eurotatoria; Adinetida; Adinetidae
Source: the annotation of a GenBank genome assembly